UUUGUCUACCCAGGGCCUUGUUCUGAGCCUGGUCUGUACACACUCAGUCCACGGAGGAAGGUAGCUGGCAGGCGGAUGGACCCACUCACUGGUGCAGCAGCGGCCCGGGAGGCUGCAGGGACAUGGGACCUGCAUCGGAAGUCUCCCACUCUCCAGUGAUGCCCCUGUGAGGAGAGAAUGCAAACACAAGCAGGUCACCUAAGGGUGGCUGCUAAGCUGCCUUCUCCGAGGCUUGGAGCCACAGAAAGCCCACCUCAGCGCAAGGAGCGCCAUGACCGAAGUUGGCUGGUGGAAGCUAACCUUCCUCCGGAAAAAGAAAUCCACUCCCAAGGUGCUGUACGAGAGCCCUGACACCUAUGCCCAAUCGGAGGGCAGCCCUGAGCCCCCUCGGCCUGACGAUGGGAGCCCCGACAGUGACUUCAGCACCCGCCUGGAGAAGAUUGUGGACAAGAGCACAAAGGGAAAGCAUGUUAAAGUCUCCAAUUCUGGCCGGUUUAAGGAGAAGAAAAAAGUCCGGGCCACGUUGGCAGAGAACCCCAACCUGUUUGAUGACAGGGAGGGCAAAAGACAGUGAAGGGGGCCAAGCAGGACGCUAGCCCCUUCCCAAUCCCUGCCGUCAGCUGGAUCUGAGGCAGGAGUUUGCCACGCUGGCCUCUGUGGCCACAGCUGAAGUCGUGGGGACUUUUGAUGCCUGCUGGCAGGAAAUGUCUGGUUUUAAGUUUGUAUUUAUGUGGCCCAGCUUUCUGGAAGGUCUGGGAGAUCCCAGAUCCUCCUACCUCCCCUACCACAUACAAAGGCACUCCAGUUCAAGGAUGAAAAGCCCCACCCAGGAAGGACAGCCCUCCUUGAAGCAGUUGCAGCGCCCACAGGGAGGUGGGCAUGGCAAGGAGUGGAGCUAGGGGGCUGCACAGACAGCCCCUCCUCCCAGGGCCCGAGGUCAAGGGUGAGUUCGAAUUGCUGCUCCUGCUACUUUCUCUACCCGUGACUGUUCUUAGACCAAAUCUGAGAGUGGAUUUUCCAGAAGCCAUGUGAUGGGGGGUGGCUUCCUGGAGCCAGAGGCAGAGACACUGAACUUGAGUUCACCUCCUCAAACAAGUGGGAGACUUCCUGGAACUUUGCCUCCAGGUGUACAUUGUGGGAGGACCCUGGCACUUGCUGGGGGGUGCUGCAGAAGGCCAGGUUAGGGCCCCCCACCCCCUGUUCCUGCAUAUACCCUCAAAGGCAAGCUACACUGGCCCAAAGGUCCAAACUGGAAGAGGGGUGGUGAGACUCUGAAAGGAGCUAGAAGCAGCCAAUUCUCUCCUCUCCUCCCCUACUAGUAUUUAAGAUGGAUCAGCCCCAGAAAUGAGUCCUGGAGCCUUGAAUUUUGUUUAAAAAAAAUGGUAGUUUUCUCUUUUUGUAAUAAACGACGCUUCCAAAGCAGAGAGCCUUUUUCUGCUCGUCUUGCAUUUAUUGUGCUGUUUCUUGCCUUUACCUCCCUUCAUGUAAGUCAAGUAGAACUUUGUGCUCAAACUGUCCCUUUCGAGCAUCAGGAAGGGUCUCCAGGUCUGAAAUUGUAGCA
This is a messenger RNA of Talpa occidentalis (Iberian mole), 1561 nucleotides long. It is a transcript of the gene PRR15L, whose product is annotated as proline rich 15 like. Lineage: Eukaryota; Metazoa; Chordata; Mammalia; Eulipotyphla; Talpidae. The record is from RefSeq and is a predicted model, not a curated record. The transcript has 2 exons. The coding region runs from base 272 to 574 and encodes 100 amino acids.